GGGAUUGGAAAGCCCCGGAUCCUCACGCCCACUAAUCACUGCCGUAGAGUAGGAGUAAAUGCUCAACGGUUUCCUCCAAACCACCAUAUUCGUUCAACUACACAUCCCUUCUCAUUAUCCUUCUACGUUUCUCUCUUCGUAUACUCCAUCAAAUCUCCAUUCGCUGGGCCCACCCACAUGCACUUGAUUAUCAACCCUCUUCUGGGUUUUCUUAUUUAAUCUACCCCUAAACCCCAAAUCCCAUUUCUCAGAUCCAUCUCUCCCCUCCCACAGUCCCACUUUCAGAAAGCAGAAACACUCUGUCUCCACAUGGAGCUCUGUUUCGUGGACGAGCUCAAAUCUCAGCCUUCAUGGCUGCUUCUACUAAUAGCCCUCGGUUCUUUAUCAGUAUUGAAAUGUUCUGUAUCAGUUUUCAAAUGGUUCUAUGUUAAUUUCCUCAGACCUCCCAAGAAUCUGAAAAAGUACGGGUCAUGGGCACUCGUAACUGGACCAACCGAUGGUAUUGGUAAGGGUUUCGCUUUCCAGUUAGCUCGUAAAGGCUUCGAUCUAGUUCUUGUGGGUCGAAAUCCAGAGAAGCUAAACGAUGUGUCGGAGUCGAUUCGAGCUAAAUAUGGGUCAACCCAGAUCAAGACUGUAGUGGUUGAUUUUUCUGGUGAUUUAGACGAAGGUGUUCAGCGGAUUCGCGAAGAGAUUGAAGGGAUAGACGUUGGGAUUUUAAUCAAUAACGUUGGAGUUUCGUAUCCGUACGCAAGGUUUUUCCAUGAAGUGGAUGAGAAGUUGUUGGCUGAUUUGAUUAAAAUUAAUGUUGAAGGUACUAGUAAGGUCACACAGGCGGUUCUUCCUGGAAUGCUCAAGAGAAAGAGAGGGGCUAUUGUUAACAUUGGUUCUGGUGCUGCCAUUGUCAUCCCUUCUGAUCCUCUUUACUCUGUUUAUGCGGCCACCAAAGCAUAUGUUGACCAGUUCUCAAGAUGCCUCUAUGUGGAAUACAAGAAGAGUGGUAUUGAUGUGCAGUGUCAGGUCCCAUUGUAUGUGGCGACCAAGAUGGCAUCAAUCAAAAGGUCCUCCUUCUUUGUUCCAUCAACAGAUGGUUAUGCUCGGGCUGCCAUGCGCUGGAUUGGCUAUGAACCUCGUUGCACGCCUUACUGGCCCCAUUCUCUUCUUUGGGGAUUAGCAAAUUCUUUGCCUGAAUUUGCCAUUGAUGCUUGGCGCCUGCGAUUCUGCCUUGCGAUUCGGAAGAGGGGACAACUCAAAGACUCUAGAAAGAAAGAAUAGAUGGCCAUGGCGAUUUAGACCGGAAUAGGGAGUUUGGAAGGUCAAUUUGAUUUGAGACGAUAGUCUUUUCAGUUCUUAAGUGCAUAAAUGUAUGUUCUUUUUCCUUAAAUCACAUUAAGUUGGGAGGAGAGUUUGGAUUGCUUUAAUAGCAAGGUUAAGUUUAUUUGAGACACCAACCCUGCAGCUCUAAGUUUCUCCAUGUAAGUUAACUUACUUUAAUUCAUUUGGGAGGUGACUAUGGAAUGCUUGGCAUCUCUAGAAUACUAGUCAGUGUUGCUAUGCCCAGUGAUACUUUCAUUGUUUGA
Messenger RNA from Ilex paraguariensis (yerba mate), 1577 nucleotides. The record is from the annotation of a GenBank genome assembly. Lineage: Eukaryota; Viridiplantae; Streptophyta; Magnoliopsida; Aquifoliales; Aquifoliaceae.